UUUUGAAGGUCGAAUCCGGAAAUACUUAUUUUCAGUCGGUUGGCUCGAGCAGGUCUUUUUUUAACCAAGAGAUACACAUUUCAAAUCACACAAACUCAACAAUACAGACUGCUAGAAGAUGGCCGGAACGGCUUCAGUAGCUGGUGAAGUUUUCGUCGAUGCUCUGCCAUAUUUUGACCAAGGUUACGAUGCUGCAGGUGUCAGAGAAGCGGCUGCAGCAUUGGUGGAGGAGGAGACCAGAAGAUACCGACCUACCAAGAACUACCUGAGCUACCUGCCCACACCCGACUUCUCCACUUUUGAGACAGAAAUAAUGAGGAAUGAAUUUGAGCGGCUGGCGGCUCGGCAGCCCAUGGACCUCCUGAGCAUGAAGAGAUAUGAGCUGCCAGCUCCAUCAUCAGGACAGAAGAAUGACAUUACAGCAUGGCAGGAAUGUGUCAACAACUCCAUGGCCCAGCUGGAGCACCAGGCAGUCCGCAUUGAGAACCUGGAGCUCAUGUCGCAGUAUGGAACCAACGCAUGGAAAGUCUACAAUGAUAACUUGGCCUUCAUGAUUGAGAUCGCGCAAAAGGAACUUCAGAAAUUCAGGAAACAAAUUCAAGAUUUAAACUGGCAGCGUAAGAACGAUCAGUUAGCAGGAGGAGCCAAACUACGAGAACUGGAAUCAAACUGGGUGUCUCUGGUCAGCAAGAACUAUGAGAUUGAGCGGGCCAUCGUCCAGCUGGAGAACGAAGUGACUCAGCUCAGACAACAGCAGGGGGACGAGAACAAGGAGAACAUCCGGCAGGAUUUCUAGAGCAGCUUUCAGCCUUGCAGCACUGAUCUACUAACUCAUGAUCUCAGUCAGAAAGACAUCAUGUUUUAUUAGCUGACUGCACUAAGAAGCAACCUGAGGAGAGAAAGUCACAUGUAUGGAGAAGACUCAAUGUGAAACUGCAACAUCAACAACACAAAACAGUGUUGGAUUGUGGUGUAAAGGAGCUUUUUAGACUCUACAUUUUUUUUCAGGGAUCAAAGAUGUUUAAAGUGAGAUUAUGUAUGGUUUGCUACAAAAUAGACAUUCAUCUUUUAAGAGUGUAAUUCCAACUUUGCUCGACAAAUUGUUUAUGGUGGCUAACGCUAAUAUAGCAAACAUCAGAUUGAUAUUGUUUUGAAUCAGUUUUCUGGCUUCAAGAUAUUUUCUUGAUGUGCUAAUGUUAUACUAGCAUUUAACAUUUUAUAAAAUGCCACAAGUGAAAUUAUCCAGCAGAAGUUACAUAAUCUCACUUUAAAGUGUCAUUUAUACCAGCAUGUAGGUUUCAGUUUCCGAGGCUACCAACACGAUUGUUUAGGAUCAAGUGUAAAUAGUUUCUCAAGUCCGUCAUGUAAUUAUUUUUAUGCUGUUUUAAUAAAAUGAACAUUUCUUAUA
Centropristis striata (black sea bass) is the source of this 1408-nucleotide messenger RNA. RefSeq names its product BCAS2 pre-mRNA processing factor (gene bcas2). Gene Ontology annotation, cellular component: Prp19 complex; precatalytic spliceosome; catalytic step 2 spliceosome. NCBI's taxonomy places the organism in Eukaryota, Metazoa, Chordata, Actinopteri, Perciformes, Serranidae. Gene Ontology annotation, biological process: mRNA processing. The transcript is spliced from 7 exons. The coding region runs from base 119 to 796 and encodes 225 amino acids. The record is from RefSeq and is a predicted model, not a curated record.